Molecule: messenger RNA, 1546 nt
Organism: Dermacentor albipictus
Lineage: Eukaryota; Metazoa; Arthropoda; Arachnida; Ixodida; Ixodidae
Source: RefSeq, a predicted model, not a curated record
CAUCAGGCACACUGCGUAUAAAUCAUCCCCGCCAGCCGGGCGCGCUCUGUGGGCUCGGUAGCUGUGCCACGACACGGCUUAACCCACUUCUGUUCACCAUGCAGGAAUUCGUUUGCGCUAUCUCCUGCGUGCUGGUCCCCUUUCUUCUGGGCCCGGUAUCAGCCAUCCACGUGCAUGACCCUUUCCCGGCUAGCCUCGUCACCGUGGACAACUGGCGCCCACUUCCAGCAUUGGUCACUGUAGUUUCUGCGGCGCUGGAACCUGGAAACUGGACGCUCGAAGAGGAAUUCAAGGUCACACCGUCAUCGACUUCAUCAGGCACACUGCGUAUAAAUCAUCCCCGCCAGCCGGGCGCGCUCUGUGGGCUCGGUAGCUGUGCCACGACACGGCUUAACCCACUUCUGUUCACCAUGCAGAUUUUCGCGGCCAGCCUCUUCCUGCUGAUCAGUGCUCUAGGAUCGAGCUACAGCAACCUGAGCGUCCUGCAACUGGCGUCCUUCACGUACAGCCUGCAAGGCCUGCACAUGCUCUGCGUAGGACUCAUCAGCGAACAGUUCACUUACGUCAUUACAAAUACCAUAUACUAUGUCUGCUUCAACUAUGGCGCCGCGACUGUGUACCUGGUGUCUGCGAUAUUGGCCGUCUCCAUUGGGAUGAACCCUUUCAAGACAACGACGUCCUUGAUCAGCGUGGGAAUGUAUGCACAUGAUUGGAAUACGAAAGAGCGUGCACUGGCCUAUAAUGGAAGGGUUGCUGAGCAGCACGGGAACCAGGAGGACCCCAGAAACGCCGGACAGCAGGGCGACGGCGUCCGGGCCGAAGUAGUCGGCCACUAGCACGUGCUUCAUGGUCAUCAACGUAGCGAGAGCCACUGACGAUGCUGCUCGCAGCACCACGUGUGCUGCGCCUCUGGUCUCCGGCGUCAAGGCGAGAAAGGCGCCCAGCGCCACCACGUUGCCGGCCGCGAGAGCCGGUCGGCUCACCAGGCCCACAUCCGCGACUAGUGGCAGUAGGAUUCGUCCAACGAUCUCAGGCGCUGAAGCGUAGGUAACCGUCAACUCAGCGUGCGCCCGAGAUACGCCGCUGUCGAGGGCGUAGUCUACUAGAGUUGACAAGUGCACGGCGUUCACGUAGUCCAGCAACACGGAUCCCACGACGGCAGCAUAGAAGCUGGUCGUCAGAAGCUCUGGCGGUGUGCUUUGCAUAGUAUGCCGAAUCUUCGUAACUAAGCUGCGGUGAUUUUGGCGCUUUUCCUUAGGUGGUGGACUUGAAACCGGUGUUACGGUUGCCGUCGAGCCUCGCGUCAUCCACGGGGGCUCCUUGAGGACGAUUGAGAAUGCCGUGACGUGCAUAGUGAGCGCUGCGUAUAUGAGUAGUGUACCACGGAAACCAUACGUGGUCCUCAGGUAAGACAGCAACGCUGGGAACGCAAUGGCGCUGGUGGGGUCGGCCACAAACUUAAGACCGGUGGCGAUGCCACGGUACCUUUGGAAGUACUGCAUGAUUUCCACAAGGUUGCACAUCAAAACAAGUCCUGCUCCAAGCC